Molecule: messenger RNA, 474 nt
Organism: Papaver somniferum (opium poppy)
Lineage: Eukaryota; Viridiplantae; Streptophyta; Magnoliopsida; Ranunculales; Papaveraceae
Exons: 1
Coding region: 1-474 (157 amino acids)
Source: RefSeq, a predicted model, not a curated record
AUGCAAAUUGAUGCGCUUAAUGAUCGAUUUGAUGAAGUGAACAUCGAGCUACUUCUUUGUAUGUCGCAUUUGAAUCCAAGCGACAAGUUUUUAGCUUUUGACAAAGGUGCGUUAAUUCGUCUUGCUAAACUAUAUCCAACUGAUUUUUCUCAAAUGGAUAUCAUGAUUCUCGACCGACAACUAGAUACCUUUCUUGCUGAUGUUCUUUCUAGUAAUGAUUUUUCUGAAUUAUUUGGUAUUAGUGCGCUUGCCUGGAAAAUGGUUGAAACGAAAAGAAAUAUAGUGUACUUGUUGAUUACAUUAUCUUUGAUAUUGCUUGUUGCUACUGCUACUAUUGAGCGAGUUUUUUCAGCAAUGCAUAUAGUGAAGAAUCGUUUGCGAAACAGUAUUGGGAAUGAGUGGUUGAACAAUUUUUUACUAACCUACAUUGAGCGGGAACUUUUUCGCAAGAUCAGCACAGACAGGAUUAGAUAG